Molecule: messenger RNA, 1338 nt
Organism: Lasiosphaeria miniovina
Lineage: Eukaryota; Fungi; Ascomycota; Sordariomycetes; Sordariales; Lasiosphaeriaceae
Product: major facilitator superfamily domain-containing protein
Exons: 3
Coding region: 1-1338 (445 amino acids)
Biological process (GO): transmembrane transport
Cellular component (GO): membrane
Molecular function (GO): transmembrane transporter activity
Source: RefSeq, a predicted model, not a curated record
AUGGCUGUCGACACGGACACAGAUGCCGAAAAACACCUCAAGCCGCCGUCGGCAGGGUCUCCCUCGUCGUCGUCGGAUCAACUGCCACCCGGCCCCGAACUCGGCCCCGCCACCACCGCGGUUUCGCCUCCCCCGGACGGCGGGUUUCGGGCGUGGUGCGCGGUGCUGGGCGCGUGGUGCUGCCUGUUCUGCAGCUUCGGGUGGAUCAACUGCAUCGGCAUCUUCGAGGCCCAAUACCAGCAGAACCAGCUGAGCGCCUACCCACCCGGCGUCGUCGCCUGGAUCCCGUCCAUCGAGGUCUUCGUCAUGUACCUGACCAUGCCCGUCCACGGCAAGCUCUACGACAACUACGGCCCCAAGCCCCUGCUCUACGCCGGCACCCUGUUUCACGUCUUCGGCCUCAUGAUGGCCUCGCUGUCCACCGAGUACUACCAGAUCCUGCUGUCCCAGUCCAUCUGCAGCGCCAUCGGCGCCGCCGCCGUCUUUUCCGCUGCCAUGGGCGCCGUCGGCGGCUGGUUCCUCCACCGCCGCGCCCUGGCCCUCGGGAUCGUCGCCUCGGGCUCGUCUCUGAGUGCCUGCAUCCUGCCAAUCAUGGUGACGCGCCUCGGCCCUUUGGUGGGCUUUGCGUGGGCGCUGCGCAUCUGCGCCUUCAUGUUCCUGUUUCUGCUCAUCAUCGCCUGUCUCGUCCUCGAAUCGCGCCACCCGCCCAAGCCCACCCCUUGGGAGCUGAUGGCCUUUUUCCGGCCGCUAGGCGAGAAAGCCUUUCUGCUCAACGCCGUCGGCCUGGCCUUUUUCUCGGGCGGCAUGUUUGUCCCCUUCAACUUCCUUGUGCUCGAGGCUCAGUACCGCGGCAUGGGCUCCGACUUGGCCAACUACCAGAUCGCCAUUCUCAAUGGUGUCAGCAUCUUCGGCCGCAUCAUCCCCGGCUGGCUGGGCGACAAGGUAGGCCGGUUCAACGUCAUGAUCGUCACGACGGCGCUGUCUGCGGUGGCGGUGCUGGCGCUGUGGAUCCCCGCCCCGACGAACAGCACGGCGGCCACGGUCGUUUUCGCGUCCGUCUUCGGCUUCACGUCGGGCACGUUUGUCGGCAUGACGCCCGCGCUCGUGCUGCAGAUGUCGCCCGAGGUGCGUGAGAUGGGUAUCCGCCUCGGUACCACGUUUGGCGUCAUCAGCAUCGCCGCCCUGACCAGCAACCCCAUUGCCGGUGGCCUCGUCAGCAGGGACGACGGCGGCUACCUGUACCUCAAGAUCUUUGCUGGGCUGGCUCUGGGGGUAGGUUCGGCCUUGAUUCUGCUCAGCAGGUGCGUCCAGGCCGGGUGGAACUGGAAGCGCAUAUAA